CAAAUUCGUCAAUAGUUUCUUUAUUUAUUUAUUUAUUUUUUUUGGGUUACAGCAUCACUGAUUGGCGCUGGCUGCGGAGCAGGAGCAGGAACAGCAGCUGCAGCAGUAGUUGAAGCAGCAGCAGCUCGAGGAGCGCUGGAGCAUCGUUAUGCCGCUGGGCAGACGGCUGGCCAUCGGAUCAGAUGAGGUGGCGCGUCGUCAACGCGCCGAGCUGCGCACCACUUAUGGCAACAAGCUGUCCAAUCUGAAUCUGGAACGAUUGCGUCACACAGCAACAAUGGCAUCAGCAUCAUUGCGACGCAUUGCAUCCAGUUUUGCGCAGGUGAGCGAUGUCAAAUGCGGCGCCUGUGCGGCCCUGCCACACGAUGACAACGAGGAGGAUAUGCACGAGGAGCAUGCCGAGAUUCUCAUACGCAGAGAGCCAUUUCAAAUGGAGCCAACGACAAGCAAACCAACCACAACAACAACAACAACAACAACAAGAACAAGAAGAGCUAACGCAACUACAACUGCUGCCCCAUUCUCAGAGAGACGCCAGCAUCAUCAUCAUGAUCAUCAUCUGUGUGAGGAGGAUGUGGUCAGAUCGCGUGCCAGCGAACGUUGGGCUCAAAUCGCGUGCACCGUUUCGGCGCUAUUCCGUGUGAGGCGCAUCGAUACGGCGACUCCAUUGUCGGAGCUGCGUCGGCUGCGGGAGCAGCGCGAUCUAUUGGUGGCAUUUACGCGGCCAUUUCUCUAUGAGGAUGCCGUGCAGCCAAAAUGACUGAAAUUCGGCACAGCAAACAAAGAAACCAACUGUCAACAACAAUAUUGCAUACAAAUUGCGCGCAUUCCUACAAAAUAAAAUCGAUCCAAAUCCAUCACAUAAAUCAAAUACGAAUGCCAUAGUUGAGUGGAACCAACAACGAUAUACCCUGCAACCAGCUGUUAGUUUCUUACCAAAAUUCGUAUACGCAGAUGCAAGGUACUUGGCCCAUCUUUAAAUUUAUUGAAACUUUGCUGGCUGAUGAUUUAAAGGGAUCGCUUUAGCCAAGCCCCACUCCAUACGAUGAUCUGUUGCUGAUGAACUUUUCUUAAAUCCUUCGUGAUUUUUUAUGUUUUAUGCAAUUGUUAGUUUCUUCUUCCUUGAUCAUUUGAUGGCUUUAUUCAAUGGGUAUUCAAAUCUUACAAAAUCCAAUGGAAAGAUUGAAGUAUUCUUAAUUUUUUGUUGUCUCCUGUCUGCACAAAACCAAUUUAUCUUUUUUACCGAUUGA
Messenger RNA from Drosophila grimshawi, 1250 nucleotides. RefSeq lists its product as uncharacterized. The coding region runs from base 149 to 760 and encodes 203 amino acids. The record is from RefSeq and is a predicted model, not a curated record. Lineage: Eukaryota; Metazoa; Arthropoda; Insecta; Diptera; Drosophilidae. The transcript has a single exon.